ACUAGGACAACGACACCCCACUCUACGGUCACCCAGCCAUUCGCGAAUCGUUUUUCCGCACUUGUGCGCCACCAAGUCAGCAGACCACGUCCUCAGUAGUGGUAUAGGUAGUUUUGGUGCUGCAGUUUUCAUCAAGCUUUCCACCCUUCUCGUUAUAAAUUUUCCGUCUGUCUUUUGUGUCCUGUCUGUCUGUCUGCCUAUUUCAAAGAAAUCCUGAUGGAGGAUGAUGGUGUGAAAAUGUCAAUCAAAUUUUAAGUUUUCUCGUUCGUUCGUUGAUCGCGGAUUUCGUCGUGUGUUUGAUUUCGGAUUAAUAUUUUGGCGAUACCCCGUUUCGAAAAGAUAACGAUUUGCAGAGCAAACAAGUGCACAAGAAAAAAAGAUUUCCUCGCGUGAGACAUGAGUGCGAUGUGAUGUGCUGAGAGGACGUUGUGGAUGAAACCAAUUCAGUUUUUACAGUGUGUUUCUUUGCUUCCUGUUCGAGAGUGGUGUCCUGUUGAAUUCUAGUUCAACACCUUCCCCCAUUAAAGGAUGAAUUUCUCGGCAUUCGGGGGUCCAUUUUCCGGGAUCCAUCAGUUUGCGGCCAAGUUCGGGAGCAAUGACGGGGCAUUUACCAGCACGACGAAUUCGGCGGCGGUGGCGGCCGUGACUGGAAAUGGCGCCGGACCAGGAGGACUCGGCGGGGCGGGUGCAGCCGGAGGAGGCAGUGGAAAUGCUGCGACUGCUGGUGUUCCCGUCAGCUUGGGUGGCAUCAAUAUUGGCCAGCAGGAUCUCAAUCGAUACCACGGGGCGACCAAUGGGAACCACUUCAAUCAGAAUUCUACCUCAAUGGUUAACACGCCAAUGUCAUACGGCCAAAACAUCACCCUUCCGUACAGUCAACCACAGCCCGACCAUGGCUUUGCCAACAAUAUGCAAACGGAUCAAAAUAAGCUAAAGAACACGAUCAAAGUCGAUCGAGACGAGAUGAUCAAUCAGCAAAUCCUGCAAAAUGUAAACCAAUCCUGGCAAACGCUGGCCAACCCGACGAAUACGGUAGACUACUCGUCUCACCUGUUGUCAGCCACGCUGCCCAUUUCGAUACAGCACUUUCUCAAAUAUUCGGAAACAAUAAAGAAAGAGUCGAACGGCGUAGGAUCCGGGUUGGCUUCCCCCGGACCGCUGAGUGGACUGAUCGGAGUGGAGACUAACGCAUUCAAUGUGCAGAAAGACUUGCUGAAUUUGAAAAAUGGCUCGAAUUUGAAUUUAGCGUUGGGCAACGUUGCUGUUAGCGCCGCUGCAGCCAGUUUAGGUCUUAAUCAUCAGCACUUUACACAUCAUACGAAUAACCAUCAGGACAAUAGCCAAAACUAUGGAAAUCUUAACCAACUACCGAUUAUUCCCAACAACACGGCUAACUGCCAACAACAGAUCACUAACCAAUCGAAUGGUAUGAACGGAACUGUGAACGGAAAUGCCACACCAGCCGCAACGACGAAUUCCAACAACACCAACAAUUCCAACGGAAACGCGGCCAACUCUGGAACGGCCACAACCAAGACGACCGGUAAGGGAAAAUCCAAACGCCAAAAGAAAGAAAAGAAACGUAAACCACCGAAGGAGAAGAAACCUCGCCCUAAACCCGGACAGAUCCGCGAAACGAAAGCCUUGGACGGAUCGCCCCUCUUCUGCUGUCCCGAGUGCCAAAUGGCGUAUCCGGAGCGUGGCCUGAUCGAGCAGCACGUUAUAUCGCAUGCAGUGGAGCGUCGCUUUGUGUGCGAUAUUUGCCACGCGGCUUUGAAGCGGAAGGACCAUCUGACCCGCCAUAAGUUGUCGCACAUUCCGGACCGGCCGCAUAUAUGCAGCAUAUGCUUGAAAUCGUUCAAACGCAAGGAACAACUGACACUGCAUAUAGUAAUUCACACCGGUGAGAAGAAGCACGUGUGCAACGAAUGUGGCAAAGGCUUCUACCGGAAGGAUCAUCUCCGCAAGCACACCCGUUCGCACAUUGCCCGCCGCGUAAAGUCCGAAAUGUCCGCUCAGUCAGGCUCCGGAAAUGGCUCGAACAAUGCCAACAACUCCAACAGUAACAACAACAACAAUAACAAUGCGGCCCUUGCACCUUCACUGAUGGCCACGAACAUGCAGGGGGCACCGGUAACAGCCUCCUGAGCCUCGUAUAAGGACUUUUGGUAAGGUGGAUGUUCUAGUUUUCUGCGGAAGACGAAAUUUUUGCGCGGGGGAAAUGUUUUGGGGGUCGGAUGAAGCUAGUCGAUGAAUAAACUAGGUGCAAUUUUUUCUGUUAAUAUUAUACCACACGAUUCAAUCAACCAUGUAGUUCAAUAGCCCUGAAAUUUUGUUCAACUCAUUAUACAAACUAUAGAGCAGCAAACAGUUGACAGUUGUUAUAGAGUUUAUACCAGAUAAGCUUGAAAUGAAUCGACACUAUGACUUUGGAUUCCUACGGACAUUGCCCUGCCCAAGAGAACAUCGUACAUACCAUACCAAAAGUCCAUACCUUUCGGUCAUCCGGGAAUACUCAGAUGACUACGGCUUGCGUUUUACUCGUAAGCCAAACCAAACUGAUCAAGAUCUAACCUGAGUUAUACGAUUCAAUAUCGAAAUUUUAUCUCUUAACACACCGACACGGAGGAGGCUCGCCUGACCUCACCCGGAACGAGUAUACGUGCAAUCUGACCUGAUAUGAAUCUAUCUCCACCGGUUAACGAUUUAGUAGCCAAUACCGUUGCUGCACAAAGCUGAUCUAUAUACACUACCCGUCAUAAGUACGGACUCACAAAAAGUAUUGCAACAAUAUUGCAUCACUCUGACUCACCUCGAUAUCUCCAAAACCUGAGCACUUACGAAGAUGCUGUCUUCAGAUAAGUUAUUCAGAAGACCAAAAGCAACAACUUUUCUGGAGGCGGCAUUUUUGUAGGUGUUCUGGUUUUAGAGAUAUCGAGGUGAGUCAGGGUGAUGCAAUAUUGUUGCAAUACUUUUUGUGAGUCCGUACUUAUGACGGGUAGUGUAGAUAUCUCCCAUCUGCUGCUAAUACUGCUUUUACGAUAGAAUCUCCCCGAAAUUCGCUUUAUUCUAACAAUCUUCGGACUCGAAAAUCUCCGCCUCUAAAAGAAUAGCAAUAAUUUUUCGGAAACCAAAAAGCAUUCGAGCGAACGUUUAACAGGUCACGCCCGAGAGGCCUCUGACUGCGGCACACAACAGACUAAUAUGAAGAUAUACGAAAUCAAUAAGCUAAAAGACGGAUAAUAUUUUUCUUACCGAGAGUUGCUAAACAAGUUGCAAAUAUACGACGAUAUACAAUUGGAGAAAGUGUAAUAUUUUAUUUAUUGAGAGCGAACCGUAACUGAUGUAGUAAACGAUAUCCUUAAGAAUAUAUAUUUUGUACUGAGUAUUGGAAAGAAUCCAGUAAAAAAGAUGUUUAAGAUAACUAAAACCUAUAUAUUAAAACAUAAAGUAAUACGAAGAUUAAAUAUAUGCAAAACAGUUUUAACAGCCGUAACUCAAGAAAGGAAGGGAAAAUCGAAGCAAAAAAAAAUUGUUGGAAACUAAUUGGAACUGAACGGAAUUGCAAAAUCACUACUAACAUGCUCUCGGCGGUCAGCAAAAUAGACUUUCUUUCGUAAAAGAAACAAACUAUGUCUACCUAUAGGAAUUAAAACAAAAAAAAAUCUCCUAAACUUACUUCAAACUAGUCAGAGGAAAAGCAGAACACAUUAUCGCAUGCAACAAUAUAAAGAAAUAUUUAAGAAUUCAAAGUACAAAACUUAAAAGAGAAAGAGAAAAUAAAUACUGUUGAAACAAUAGUGAACAAAUCAUACUACGAUACAAAUUGAAAACAAACAUAAACAGAACAAAAAGUUACUCCAAAACAAUGUUGCAGCAACACAAACUUACCAAAGCGAUGUUCAAAUACUUAACUACAACAAAAUAAAGUACACAAAAGUAUGGGAAGAAAAAUCAACAAUACACUACGAAUUACACUGACACAAAGAGAAGAACAUUAUCAUAUUUCAUAUAACCGAGAAAAAAAAAACAGAUUCGAUAUUAACUGAACCCAGAGAAAGAUCUAACCAAGAGAACAAAAAUGCUAUUUUAUUAUUUUGUGUGGAAACAUGAACAGGAGUCGAAGCAGAUUUAUUAAAUACCAAACAUAUAUAGACCGGUAAAGCAGAAACUAUAAAAGUAAAACAAAUCAAACAAGUACGGUUGGAAUCAACCGAAAGUUGAGAUGAUCCUUAGAAAACAUCCAAAACACAAGGCAUUUCGAUGAAAUAGUAAAUCCAACACAAACAGUUAAGAUACAAAUUCAAAUAAAAUGAAAUCAUAUGUUACACCGUUGUGCAAUAGCAAUAGGGAACGAUUUUAACCAAAGGAGAAAACUAAGAUUUGAAAACGCUAUAUUUUUUUUUUACUUCGCUGCGGGGGAAAAAGAGACAAGUAACAGAACAGAGAAUUGAGAGGUUUUUAGAAGUGCGUUUGUUUAGGUUUGUUUGAACUGAAAUUGAUGAUGAAAGUUGGACGUAUGUGGUGUAAGUAUCAGAGACUUCAGUUUCCAUUAAAAAUUCAAACUGAGUUCUGGGAGGUCUAAUUAAUAAAAAAAGUGAGUAUUGUAGGGCCUUUGGUGAAGAUAUGACAAAGAUACACCUCGAAUUUUCAAGAGCAUAAAUCUAAAGAACCGACUUCAGUUUGCGCUGAAAUGUUGAUCGAUUAGUUACCACCAGCGGCUGACGAAACGAUCAACUUUUCAGCCCUAUGGUAUAUGUAGUUCUUCAGACUUGUGCUCUUGAAAAUUCGAUGUAUGGCUUCGUCAUAUCUUCACCCUAUAAACGAUGCAGUAAGCGUACGGGCAGCAAGACGAUGCUAAUGGUGACGGAUUCGAUUCCCGAUCGAUCAAGGAGCUUUUCGUAAUGGAAAUAUCUUUGAUUCCCUUGGACAUAGAGUUUCUUCGUGCUUACCACACGAUAUGCACAUGUAACAAGGUCAUUGGCAGAGGAAGCUCUCUGGGAAUUAUGUAUAUAUGUUGAAAGAAAUGAGAUAAGAAGGAAGGAAUCAAUCUACAAACUCCCAAAACUCUUCGGCAAACCAGCACAGUGGCCAAUGUUCUACGUGGUAUACAAAGCGUACAACGAUGCCUGUAGCUUUAUAAACCACGAAAACUUCAUGCAACUCAAGGAAGCACAGGAAGGUGACACUCUCGAGCAGGUGUCCGGGCAGGUACUCCUUCCCGAAUUCAUUCCGCAAAUCAUCGAGAAACUGCGUCGACAUUAUAGGCACCCAGAACAACUGCUUCAAAACCUGUUGAACAAGGUGACUGGGUUGGAGGCUCCAAAGCCGGAUAAUUUGGAAACACAACACGGUGGAGCAACUCCGCGGCCAUCUGGAGGCCCUCCAGAGGCAGUGGAUCUACGGCAACAUCUCCGUAAAUCUGCAGCCUAGGGGCAAGACACUGUGCAAACAAGAGUAACUCUGAGAAAUUCUGAGUAACUCUUUUCACCAAUGAUCGACGAAAUUUGUUGAAAAACACUCCUAAAACUGCAAGAAAGGCGAGAUAUCGGGCAAUAUUGUUUUGAUUUUGCGAUGAAUCAGGCAACACCCAAGCAAAAACGGGAGCAAUCCGGAAGAAUUCUGAGCAACUCUGUGAAGGAAAAUGUACUCUCCAGCACAGUGUCUUGCCCCAAGUCUGCAGCUGAUGAACCCCCUGGUCGUCAAUCUGCCGGAUCGAGAAAAGCGCGAGUGUGUCAAUUACCGGCGAGAUCGAGAGAAAGUAAAGAUGCGAACGCUGAUGGAUCUCCUGAUGAGCAUCGUUGCGAACGCUAGCGAAGCCAACGUUGACGUGGAGUUUAACCCACCACCCUGUCGUCCAAAGCAGUUUCCCAACCAGGAUAGAAGACGUCGAAUCAGGAAGCUGGAUUGUACUGCCCCUGUGAAGCCAACAGCUCAGCGCAAUCGAAGAGAGGUGACAGAAACAGUGUAUGCUGUAUCAAUCAAGUCGGUGACCGCGAGAAGUUGUGAGUGGCAAGCUAGCCUCAACGAAUACGUCGGGCAGUGCAAGUUUAAAAUCCGUUGCAACAUCGGCGAGUGCAGAGAGUUCCACAAUCUGCUUACCGGUCGGAAACGCGCUUGGGCUGAGCGUACACAUCCGGACAAACUGUAUAGGCUCCCUCCGAAUCAGUCCUGGUACAACUGCACUGCGAAGAAAAAUCAGUUUCAAUGUUGAAGUUCUUGGACGAAGGUGGUUCAGUCACUCUGGUGGAGAAAAAGAGCACGCCGAUCAUCUGGGUGUGGUCGGAGUACAAGAGCGAUUGACUAUCCGGUGGAUGAGAAACUUGUCGAGAGUGGAGGAUUCCUGUGUUGAGGCCAGUGAUACUGAAGCAGGAUAAUCAAACACCAGACGGUUCCAAUUCACGUGUUUAUUACUUUGAAGAUGAAAAAAAUCUGAGUAAAGGGAAUGAACAAACACAAAAAAAACUCUGCUGCAUCUGCUGUCAACCAGGGUCAGGGCUGUAUUCAGGAUUGCGUCAUCGUCCCCCAACACUCCUCCACGAUGAUGCAGAAUCCAAGGAAUUCAUUCAGCUGUCCAAUACACCAUUGGUUCUGUUACCAAUCAGCAUAACCUCUCCGUCCUUUUUUUUAUCUGACAUUGCUUCGCUCCGAACUCAAUCUGGUAACCCGAGCUGGCAAUCAAUCCAACAGAAAUCAGGUUGCUUCGGAGAUUGGGGACAUACAGUACUUCUUUCAUUUUUACGCUAAUAAUUUCUCCAUCAGCACUCUGGCUACGAAUGAUUGCAGUACCAAAUCCCAAUGAAAGCAACUUCCUGCCGUCUGCCAGAUGAACUGUCUCUCGUUGCCCGGAAAAACAUGUGAAACAUCUUUUGUUAGAGGUCAUGUGCCGUGAAGCUCCUGAGUCGAAUAUCCAUUUUUGGUUUGACAUUUGGGAUAAUGGUUUAUCAGCUGCCGCGAAACAUACUGAUCGCCCCGACGCUUGCCGUUCAGUCACAACGUUAGCUCUCGAGUUUGCAUUCUUAUUCUCGCGAUGGUCGAUCUGUUGCUCCUCCGCAAGUCGUGACAAGUAUCGGUAACAGCUUUUUCGGAUGUGACCAGUCUUUCCACAUUCAAAACAAACCCUUGAAUCUUGACGGUCACUUGAUUCUACUGGCAACCUACGUUCCCGCGGUGUCAAAGCCUUCAACGCCUUUUCUUCCCUUACCUUCUGCUUGGCUUGUCGAUUUUCAAAUUCAUUCAGCAACUUGGUUUUCAAUGACUUCAUCGUAAAUUUACCUUCCUGUCCUUCCAUCAUCGUAACGAACCCGUCAUAUGACUCGGGCAAACUUGCCAUGACGAAAGCUCCCUCGAUAUCCUCGGCCAUUUCACAACCCACUUCCUGUAGCUUAUCGAACAACGCAUCCAUUUCAAUCAAGUGCUCCUCCAAAUUGCCGUCCUCCUCCAGCUCCAUUCGGCUUAACUUCUUAAUCAACCCUACUCUUCCAGCGGAUGAUUGUUUCACGUGGUAAUCUUGUAAAAUUUUCCAAGUUUCCUUUGCCGAAGACGCAUUUUUAAUCAGCUGCAACUGACUGCUCUCCACAAGAUAUCCAAUCGUCGCAACGGCUCGUUCAUCCUUAUCGAUCCACGUCUCCGAUUUCACUUCCGGAAUAUCGUUCACUAUGACUCGCCACAGUCCCUCUCUAAUCAACACCUGUUUGGUACGCUCCUUCCACAAAUCGUAGUUGUGGAAGUUCAGACGAACAAUUGCUUGUUUCAUAUCCAUUUCCAUCUUUUACUUCCGGAACUAAUCACAACAAAUGUCUCCGAACCACUGUUCCUAUUGUGAACCACUGUUCCCACUUUUCAGUUUGUUAUCCUUCCUGGGCCCAUAACCUGUUGAGGCCAGUGAUACUGAAGCAGGAUAAUCAAACACCAGACGGUUCCAAUUCACGUGUUUAUUACUUUGAAGAUGAAAAAAAUCUAAGUAAAGGGAAUGAACAAACACAAAAAAAACUCUGCUGCAUCUGCUGUCAACCAGGGUCAGGGCUGUAUUCAGGAUUGCGUCAUCGUCCCCCAACAUCCUGAAGACAAGAGCAUCGGGAACAAGCGCUCCAGCCGGGGGUAAGAUGCUAUUGCACACAGUACACAGUGUUACCGUUUCAAACAUUCCUUGGAGCUUGGAGCCACCAGCAAGAGAUGCAAGGACUGCUCAUCGAGUCGUACAACGGACAGUCACAGUUGCUGAUUGGAGCAAACGACAACCACUCAUUCGUGCCUAAAGCAGCUGCGUACGUCCAUGGUACAGAAUGUUGUUCGAGCUGAAACAGGAAUGGACGGUGCAUGGGCCGCGGCAGGCAAUCUCAACGACGGUCGGUAACUCUUAUCACAACAAUCAUUUGUAGAUGUCCAACGAAGAUCUGCAUAAGCUGCUGAAAAGUCACUAUGCAUAGCCAGCGUCAGUGGUAUCAACUCCGUGGAAAAUGCUAGUCCAAGUCAUACUUAAGUAAGGAUUCAAAACCUUACACAACUUUCUGAAUGAAAUUUGUUCUAGCUUAGAUGUCUGUUCUCUGUGCUGUAGCGAACCAUCAAACGCGGUUUGCUUCGGAACCGGAUUGAUGUGGAAAACGGAUGAUCCACGAUCUCCAAAAAGUUACCCGAUGACACAAUGGCACAAAUGUCCCAAAUGGAGGAUAACGUGCCUCUGGAGCCGGCCUUCUGAUACCCGAUGACGCUUGGUAGAAUGAAGCAGGAGAAGCGACUCGAGAAGAACCCAAAGCCGAAGAAAAACGUCCACAAGUAGAUCUGUAAGUACCUGUAAGUAUCUUACUACCGCCGAAGAACUGACCGGAAUUCCCUUCAAUCAAACAUAGUACCUUCCAAUCCACGACGUCCAAACUCAAAAGAAUCCAGAAAUGAUUUGUCUCGUCUGGGACGGCGCAACGACAGUACAUGCACUUUCCCUGAGCUCUCAACUGCUAACCGGGCCGGACAUACCUGUUUCGUUUGUUAAACUGUUAGAUAUGAAGUGGAUAUUUAAAGAACGUUUUCCACCACUCACCUGCUGAAGAUUCGCUCCUAUGACAAGCAGGAUGUUCGGUUCAGCCACAAUAAAACGAGGGUUUGAAAUACGAAACUAGGCUUGAAGAGCUGGUAGUUCUACGGAGACUGGGAUAGGCGAAGCCGGCGGCAUUGGUUCAUUUCAGCCGUUAUAGGCAGACGGCGAAGGAGUGAGUCCUGUAAGUAAUCUUGGAGUGAUCACGGACCAAUUUGCGCUCUUGACGAUGCAGUGCGAGGAACUGAUUCCGUACGAGCCGAUAAAAAGGAACAUCGCAUCCGUCUGGUUUGAUGUUGCCGUUCACUCACGGUAAAGUCAUCAUCCAGCGUCUGUGGCGUUCUAACUGCGACUGGGACCAAGAGUUCGGCAGCAAUUCCUGGGAAUUGUGGUAGCGGUGGACAAGUUUGCUGCCGGAGGUCGUCAACAUCCGGAUUGGUGGCUCCAAGUCAAACGAAGUCGAUUCGCUGGUAAGCCAGCUAUUCACCGAUGCCAGCGAACACGGAUACGGUUGCGAAACAUACCUGCGAGCGGUCUUGUCCACUGCAGUUUUAUGAUGUCCCGAGCUAAAAAAACAUAACAGGGAAUACCAACUUUGAAGGGUUGUUGUUCGAUAUUUUUGCUACAUGAGCUGCCCACCAUAUCAUUCUAGCUUUGGUAACUUUCUGGAUGCUCGGUUCGACGUAGAGUACAGCUAACUAGUGGUUUUCGCUCUCCACCACAUACCAUUUUUCUGUACACCAUCGAAGAUUGUCCUUAGCACUUGUCACACGAAAAAUGCCAGUGAUUCCACACGUCUUAGCAGUGGGGACACUCGUGAGUCCUAAACUAGCUCAUCUUGCGGGUUUCUCACCGUAUCUUUCCGGCUUCGAUCACCUUCUGGAUGCUGGAUCGUGGUCGAGUGCAGCGAGCUCGUGGUUCAUCCUUUACCACUGUUCUCCUGCCUAACGACGAAGAUCGCCGUUAGCACAUUUAUUGCAGUACAUUAAUUUGCACAGCAUCACAAUUAAGAUAACACAUGUAAUCAAUAACAGUACACCGCAAUAAUGGGUCUGUGGCUGCUGCUCUCCAUCUUAGGUUACGCUCAAUGCUAACCAUAUCCCGCUCCAUCUGGUCUGCCCAUCUUUGUGCUCCAACCCUUCUUGUGCCAACCAGAUCAGUAGCGAACUGCAGGGUUGUUGUCCGAUACUCUUGCAACAUGUCCUGCCCAUCGUAUCCUUACAGCUAUGGUCACUUUCUGGACGCUCGAUUCGAUGUAGAGUACAACGAGAUAGUGGUUCCUCCUUCUCCACUACACACUGUUCUCCUGCACACCGCCGAAGAUUGUCCUUAUUAGCACUCGCCACUGAAAAACUUAGGAAGAGCUGGUGCUCCAGGACACAUACAUUAACGCUGCUAACGCUGGAUUAUUUGGCCGUGGGUAGGCCACAAUGCUUGGGAUCGACGACACAGUCGGUGAGGAUGUCGGAACACCGGCGGAAUCACCCGUGGGCUGCUGCCGUGACACGGUUCCGUCCGGGCUAUGCAGGGCACGUCAAUCUUCGUCUGAUGACUGAUGAAGAACCAGAGGCUUGUCACAAGCGGAACAGUGGUCGGAACCUGGGUUUGACUUCGUUCGUAAUCUAGAGGCGAUUUCGACGGGUGGUGGCCGUCUUCCUACGGUGAUCGACAUGGGGUUCCGGCUACAGCAACGAUCCGUGGGGUUUCCGUCGCACCGAUAGAAAAGAUCCUACCGGGAUCAAUUCGUAGCAGUGGUCUUGAGCACUUCACGAAAUCCUGGCGUCCGGUGUAGUGAUAGUUUUUCCAAGGGGAAUAAAUGGUCUAUAUAAUUGACUGCUGUCCCGACUUAGAUUUCACUUCCACGUGGACCACUCCAUGGUAUGGUAUGCGACCUACUCGUGGCCGGUGGUGGUCGAGGAACGCAUUUCCGUGAAUUCUUUGGUGGUCGUGGUCUGCUGCGGCCCUUACAGUGGGACACUUGCACAUUCGGUGCUCGCUAACUAACGGCCAAUAGGGAUUCCAGGGACUCGACCCAAAUAUUCGGCUUCAAGGCAUUACUGUUUUAAUCAAUCGCAGGAGUUGCCAUACGUUUGCUUCUUGUGACGAUCAAGCGUCAUUCUUUUGCAAUUGUUACAUAGUUCGGUAACAAGUGCUUGCAGAUCAUCCUCGAGUAUGGCCCAUGUCUCGGGUUCAUAAAGCAACGUUCUGGCGCAUUGAACGGUGAUUUAUCUAGGCAACCGAAGAUGGGAUGCUUGGCGUUUUGGAGCGUUACGGUAUUGCUGAGAUGUACAACAGCGCGGAUCAAUCCAAAUUUGUCGACAAAGGCCUUCGUCUUGAAGACGAGCACGCCAGUCAGUGGAAAGACGACCGAAGUGCUCCUAGGUAAAACUUUGUGCCAAAUGUACAACGAUUCGAUCAGUGGAAUGGAGUCUGUUGAAGUUGAGUGACAGAGAUCGUGCUGAUUGCUUUUGGAGGUCAUCCAGACUCGCUGGGUCUUGUCGACAACCAUGUCACUAUGUGAUGGUACGAUGAGUUAAGAACACCUGCAAAACUUGAAGAAUAAUUCUUUGGCGAACGUAAUUUGGAUGACUGUAAUGAUGACUACUGAAAUCUUACGGAUUUCUUGUACUCAUUCGGAGAGUUUGCGGCAAGAAGAGCCCAGCCAGGACAUUAUUGUGAAGAAAGGGUGGACGGUUCGUUUGUACGGACGCAACAACACGUCCCGUAGGUGUUAUCGGACGCAUCACCAAAAAAGUGACGGAAUCAAAUUGUGGAACUCAGCCUACACGGAGAAGAUCAAUGGGUUGUGUUCGUUGUUGAGAGUUUUCAACGUCUACAAGCGUUGCAUGAACAGUUUUGUCUUAGUGACAGUAAAUUCCACUAGCUCCAGCUAGUCAAAGAUUUGGGUUACAUAGAAUAUGACCUUGGCACUUGGCAAGAAUGAAGGCAAGAACGAGGACAAAGAGCUUUUGAACUCUGAAUAGGAAUAUCGCUUUCCCGUUCCUAAAUAUGCCCAAGCGUGCUAACGGACUACCGAUUCUGGAUAUAUCAGGCACUGAUCGAUCUUUGGAAGGGAUGUCUUCGGGAGAUGGAGUUCGAUGCCCUUUUUUUCAGUGGUAACCCUGCAGAGUGGCAGCGAACUUGUCGCUACAUUCUCUCAUUGUCGCUUUCAAGGCGAUCCAAUCGUGGAAACAAUGCCGGAUGAUAAUAGAUAGAAAGUCAUCUUCUACGACAACUCCGACGAGGAGGGCGUCGUAGAGGAAAUGGCUCAAUGUUGUUUUACAUAAGACGUCAAAUAUGCAACCCUCGUCUUCGUGGUGACGCAUCUCACAAAAGUGCUUGCAAUACUCAUUGUUGGCCUCAUAAGUAGCUUGAAAGCUGCUGAAGUUGGUCAUCACAACUUUUAAGUUCUUAAGAAUAAACGUCUUGAAAUCGCGCUUCAACAGUGUAUCAGAACUUCAGCAAUAUGAAACAGAGCAACCUCCUACAAGCUAACGCUGGCGCUGCUUAACUUCUGAAGUACCCUCUUAUCCGAACUUUUGGUUACAUGGGUACUGUCAUAGGCGUAAGCCUGAACAUCCUCAUGUUUAGGAUGUUCUUGGUUGUCAAAUAGGUCUUGAAAUUAUUUGCUUCAUUUUUUUCUCUGAUUAAGAAGUGCAUUUGCUCCAAUUAGCUCAACACGGCGUCCACGUUUAUUUUUUAUUUUUUUAUCUGUAUUAACGAGAUUUUUAGCCCUAGGCUACACAGAUAAAAAUAAUGAGAUUUACACGUCAUGUAAACUUCAUUUUAGUCAUGUAAACUUAGUGUUAUGAUGGUUUACAUGAUAUAUCAUGUAAAUUUGUGUUAUAUGUCAUGUAAACUCUCAGAGUCAUGCUGAACUACAUGACAUAUAAUGGAAGUUUACAUGAUAUUUCUUGAACUUUACAUGAUAUGUCAUGUAAAUUUCUAUGAUAUUCCACGCUCCAAUUAUGUGCAUUAUAUGUCACAGAAUUUUACACUCUUUUUUCGAUCUGUGUAGUUCAUCUCGGAACCAACGCUUUACUUCCCUUCCGAAGGAAGAACUCACAUUUUGUGAGUUUUGUUGGGAGUGGGAUUCGAUCCCAGGUCCUCGGCGUGAUAGUCAAGUGUUCUAACCAUCACACCAGGUGCACUCCACGUCCACGUUUAUUUAGUGUACCAUUCAUACAACCAGUUUUUGAGAAAAUGGUGCAUGAUUUCUGGAAUCACCCUUCUUAAGUGAUACGUACCACCUGCUAGCAGGUCACGGUAUGAGAAGCAUUUAGUGGAUUUCACCCUUCGCAUAUUUACAGCGAUGGCACUCGUUGCUUCAAGUGGGUUGCGAGAGAAUCGAUUUUUCUGAGUAAUGAUUCAGUCUGUUCGGGUUUUAGCGUUUUUUAAGAGAGAGCGAAUCUGAAAACGCAAAGACUGGGUAAUACAAGUUUGGUUUUUGUCAGCGUUAUGUGACUAGUACGGUGAUGAUUUGCGGCACUGGUUUGGCUCUUCAUACUACUUUAUGUUCCGAUUUCUUCAUCAAUUUCAAAUCAACUAAUCCAUUUCCAAUGAAUAAUAAAAGAUAUCUUUUAAAAUUUGAUUGCGAACUAUUUAUUUUUCAAAUUUUGUGUGCAUGUAAAAAGUCAAAUUGUUGUGUAUAUGUAUUUUUCUAUUGACGGAUAUUGAUAAAGCUAGUUUAAUUUAUUGGAACGGCAUGUGUAAAUGAAGGUCUUUACGACGACUCUAAGACUCCAAAAUAGAAGAUCUAGUAAGCAGAAAGUUUUAAAGCAAAAACGAAAGGAAUUCAAUACAAAGACAGCAGAUCAAACAAGACACGAAAGUAAUGCAGUAUUCUAGAGCGGAAGUAAGCGUACAAUACAAUAUAUUAUACAUAUAUUUUUAUACAAAUAUCUAUACUUUAUCGCGUAUAUUUUGUAAGUAUAUUGUAGUGGCAACACGACGAGAGCGGGAGUUCGACUGAAGAGCACAAGAGAGCGGAGGGAGCUAUCGGCGCAUAAUAUAGUAGAAAGAUCGAAAGGCAUUUUAUUAUCUGAUUGUUCGACUGUAUUGAUUUUUGUACUUAUUUAGCUUACUUAAGGAACGCGGAGGAACGAACGUUACAUUAGCGGUACGAGUCGACGAUACCAACCCUGAGGGGGUUAUAAAAAUUUAUGAGAAAAGCGCAACAUGAUCGAAUCCGAAUAAAACGAAGAUGUUUCAGAGAACGUUACGAAAGCAAGAAAAACGUCACACGAAAGGCGCAGCGCAAAUGAGAGCGAGAAAUACGAGUCAAAAACGAAUCCAAACCAAAGCAAAGAUAUGCGUUCGAGUUCGAGCUGUACGCGGAAUGCGAAAUUCAAAAACAAUAUUUUUAAGGAUUUUACUGAUUUAUUGAGCAAGUGUAACCUGUAAGGUAAACCCAAAAAUAAUAUAUACGAUAAAUUUGUGCUUUUUCUUACAGA
Molecule: messenger RNA, 14484 nt
Organism: Aedes albopictus (Asian tiger mosquito)
Lineage: Eukaryota; Metazoa; Arthropoda; Insecta; Diptera; Culicidae
Gene: l(3)neo38
Product: probable cyclin-dependent serine/threonine-protein kinase DDB_G0292550
Exons: 4
Coding region: 529-2148 (539 amino acids)
Biological process (GO): regulation of transcription by RNA polymerase II
Cellular component (GO): nucleus
Molecular function (GO): DNA-binding transcription factor activity, RNA polymerase II-specific
Source: RefSeq, a predicted model, not a curated record